ACAGUGGAAAUACUACUCUACGUAAUUUAUAUAUUUCGUGGUAAUGACGACUCGAGUGUAGUCACAUGAGUAUCUGCCUUUUUCACGUAUAUCGUGUUCUGUGGCGUUAGACGUGCUGUACAGCAUUUUCGCUAAAUAAUGGUGGCCCAAAAGAAACAGAAAAAAUCCCAGGAGGGUAUCAACUCCAGGUUGGCCCUGGUUAUGAAAUCGGGAAAAUAUGUCUUGGGGUACAAGCAAACCUUGAAAUCUCUUCGGCAAGGAAAGGCAAAAUUGGUCAUCAUAGCAAAUAAUGCUGCACCUUUAAGGAAAUCAGAGAUAGAAUAUUAUGCCAUGUUGGCAAAGACAGGUGUGCAUCACUACAUUGGAAAUAACAUAGAAUUGGGUACAGCAUGUGGAAAAUACUUCCGUGUUUGUACUCUUUCUAUCACAGAUCCUGGAAAUUCUGAUAUUAUAAAAUCUAUGCCUACUGGUGAACAACCUUAAACGAACUUUUUAUUGAAUAAAAUUUUAAUAAAAAC
This is a messenger RNA of Frieseomelitta varia, 518 nucleotides long. RefSeq names its product 60S ribosomal protein L30 (gene RpL30). The transcript is spliced from 4 exons. Lineage: Eukaryota; Metazoa; Arthropoda; Insecta; Hymenoptera; Apidae. Gene Ontology annotation, molecular function: RNA binding; structural constituent of ribosome. The record is from RefSeq and is a predicted model, not a curated record. Gene Ontology annotation, cellular component: cytosolic large ribosomal subunit. Bases 139 to 483 code for a protein of 114 amino acids.